GUGAUGCAAUAGUGGGGGCUGUCGGGUUGGCAAGCUUGGUGUAGACCCUUGGCUAGACCACUGUGGCUCCAUGUGACUCCUCCAACACCUCCUCCACCUCUUCCUCCUCCUCCUCCCACCUCUUCCGUGCUUCCUCUCCUCAAACAGAGCGAGUUUUGAGAGAACCGAAUUAUGCCAGUGGAGGAGACAUCACCCCAAGCAGCCAGCCCCCCUAGUGGCCCCUCCAAGGCUGCUACCAAUGGCCAUGGCAGUGUAAUAGCCCCAGUAGCCCACAAAGCCAGCAUGGAACAGAAUGGCAUUGCAUCACACCCCUCCCAUGAUGCACCUCCUUCAAUGCCAUGGUUUGGAAUGGACAUUGGAGGAACCCUGACCAAGCUUGUGUACUUUGAGCCAACGGAUUUGAGUGAAGCUGAGGAGGAAAGUGAGGUGGAGACCAUCAAGAACAUCAGAAAGUACUUGAAGAGUAACUCAGCGUAUGGAGAGACAGGUCACCGGGAUGCACACCUGCAGAUGGAGAACGUCCGUGUUGGCAACCACACAGGGACUCUUCACUUCAUCCGCUUCCCGACCUCAGAGAUGCCCAACUUCCUGGAGCUUUCCAAGAGCAAGGGGAUGGCUACCCUGGCCUCUACCAUCUGUGCCACAGGGGGAGGAGCGUACAAAUUUGAGGAAGAUUUUCAGCGUGAGGUGAAUCUGACCCUGCACAAGUUUGACGAGCUGGACUGUCUGAUCCGUGGCAUAGAGUACAUUGAGGACAACAACAUGGACCGGGAGUGUUACUACUUCCUCAACCCUCGCAGUGAAGACCUGUGUGAGAAGGUGACAUUUGACUUCAGCGAUCCCUACCCUUUCCUGGUGGUGAACAUAGGCUCUGGGGUAAGCAUCCUUGCUGUGGACGGGCCAGACAACUACCGCAGAGUGUCAGGGACCAGUCUGGGGGGCGGCACCUUCCUGGGGCUGUCAUGUCUGCUCACCGGAUGCAAGACCUUUGAGGAGGCAAUCGAGUUGGCUGCCCAAGGGAAUAACGAGAAUGUGGACAAGCUUGUGAGGGACAUCUAUGGUGGAGAUUACCAGAGAUUUGGUCUUGGUGGGGACAUCGUGGCAAGUAGUUUUGGUCAGAUGAACAGUGCCGAGAAGAGAGCCAAGGUGUCGCGUGAGGACCUUGCCUGUGCCACACUCAUCACCAUCACUAACAACAUCGGCUCAAUAGCUCGGAUGGUCGCUGCAAAUGAGAAAAUUGAAAAGGUGUUAUUUGUGGGCAACUUCCUUCGAGUGAACCCAAUCUCCAUGAAGCUUCUGUCACACGCCAUGGAGUUCUGGUCAGGAGGGCAGCUCAAGGCAAUCUUUCUGGAGCAUGAGGGUUACUUUGGAGCGGUGGGCAGCAUGCUGGAGCUCAUGAGGACAGGGGAACUUCCCUCCUGCUCAGGUUGAUUGUCUACAUAUAUUAAAAAAUAUUUAUUGUUCUUCAAAGUUUAUAUAUAUUUAUGUUAUGUAUGUAAAUUGUUCGUAACCCAGCAAACUAUUGCUCUAGAGUAAUAUAUAAUACAAUUUUCUUGUGAUAAGAUUUCCUUUCAUGAGUUGUGACUGAGGCACAAGAGAUAUUUUAUACAAUAUUUUAGUAUUUUGGUAGCCUAUUUUUAUAUGGAUUGCAUGCUGUAUGUUUUGUCAGCUUUCCCCAGUAGGUCAGGAAGGAUCACAGGUGCAACAGUCGACAGUCCCGAGGCCAGCGUAGCAGUGCUGAUCCCGACGCCUUCCUCACAGCACACCAUCAAACAAACGCUUGUGUUGUGUUACCUCUCAAAUUCCUUUUCCCCGGUGUUACAAUGUAUUAACCUCAAUUUAUGUAUUUCAUAGGCCAUUUUUUUCCUUUUAUUGUUGUAGAAUAUGUAAGGAAUGCAUAUUUGAGAUUUGAGCACUUUUUGAAUCAUAAAUUAAAGAUUUGCAUUAAUCCUCAAUUGACUCAAGUGCUGCUGAUAACACACAAAGCUCAGAGCUUUGCUGAAGUCUCUUCUUAGGCAGACUGAAUAUGUUUUAUCCUUUCACUGACCACUAGAUUCUGUUGAAGACUUUCCUACACUCAGGUCCCCAAGCCUUUUAUAGGUAUAUAUUAUUAAGUCAGCCUGAUACUGCAGUGGAGAUCUGGACCGGCUGAUGGAGUUUGGUUAUGCGAGAAUCCGUGCCUUCAUAAUGACCAGGUCACAGUUCAUGAAUGUUGGAGACCAUAGGGGAAGAACACUGAGUCAUUUCUGCUGUAGCAGCCACUGAUCUGUCUCAGUCAUUACUUAUGAAUGUACUUAUUGUUUGUAUUACAGGGAGGUCCCUUUAUAGAAGCAGUGAGGUGAGAUCGAGUAAAAUUAGUGACAGCUUUCCAUAUAUGGGUGCAAAAUUUAAUGAUACGAGCUUUAGUCUGAGGCAAGUAAGAUUACCAAAUUUAAAAUGCGUGCCUUACUGCACCCUCCCGCUAACACAUCUGGACUGUGUGGGGAUGUACGGUGAUUCAAAUGUGCUGGGACAAGUUUGUGACCACUGAAGGAAAAAAGAACACCUUGCCUUGUCCGCUACCUACCAUACAUUCUCCUGCCUUUAAUGACAAAGUAUGCAUCGGUGAGUGUUAUGCACGUUGUUUAAUAUGAAAUUGUGUUCUUUGUAUGGCAUUUUCUCAUUCAAGUUGCUUUAUCAGAAGUUUGGCAAUAUUACAUUUGGUAUCGUAUGUUUUAGCUCAGAAACUUACCUUUGACUCAGUUUUUUUGCUAUUAGUUCCAUGUUUCAAAUGAUAAUUCACCAUGCGAACUAUUCAAAUGGAACCAAACUGCUGAUAUCACUAGGACCUCCUUGUACUUUUCUAUCCUGUUUUUUGUUCACAUUAUCCUUACUACAAUUGAGACCUACUAUUUUUUUUUUUUUUUUUUUUUUCAAGUUUUAUCUGUAGGUCUAUAAUUCCUGGGCCAUUAUCAGUGUGGCAGAAGAUAGCCAGUGUUUUUCUCCAUUGUCUAUAAACACGGUACUAGUAACUUGCAGGCAGGUGGUCAGGGUAUUAUAAAGGUGAUUGGUUUGUGUCCAAUGCCUCUGUGUGAAGAUUGAUGUCAGCGAGGGAACAAAAUCCUUCAGGGAAUGGUGCAGCAGUAUUAACGUUUGUUCUCGUUUUCUGCAUUUCAGUGGAUUUAUUUUCCUGUGUCUAUAUCCUGCACAAAUACUAAUUGCAUUUGAUAGUUUGUAAGCAAUAUUUUUCAUUUACCUGUAUCAUGUAUCUGAAGAAAGUUGUCAGUAAGGAAAGGGAUCAGAGUUGUGAGGUACUAGAACAUUUGAAAAUGUAUUGUGAGUGUUUCUUCCUUUCACUCUUUAUUUCAAAAUUAGUGUGUUUAAGUAAUCUUCACCAGGUGUAGCCAAUGUGCCAAAGAAGCUUUUACUUUUUCCAUUCCUUGGACUUGUGAAGUAUUAUUGGUGGAGUAAAGACCAGGUGUCAGUUGAAGGCUGUGGGCAAAUAGUAAUUAUAGUAAUAGUCUUUGCUUCAUUCAUUAAACUAUAUUGGGUAUUUGCCACACUCCUUCAUGUUGUCUUUCCGACAUAUAAGAAUGAUAUCAAGGAAGCUAAACUAACUAAUAAGAAAAAGAUAGAUAUGUCACCUUCCACAGCACAGAUAACAAAAAGGUAUUGCUAGUCACCACAUCUGGACUUAUAUGUAAUUCCUUUUGUAAAUCCAGAAUUACGUGUAAAGCCGUGAACGUUUCUACACACUAGGAGCUGUACCAUCUUAUUACACAAUGAAAUGAAGAA
Messenger RNA from Portunus trituberculatus (swimming crab), 3774 nucleotides. It is a transcript of the gene fbl, whose product is annotated as pantothenate kinase 3-like. Gene Ontology annotation, cellular component: nucleus; cytosol. The coding region runs from base 172 to 1431 and encodes 419 amino acids. The transcript is spliced from 9 exons. NCBI's taxonomy places the organism in Eukaryota, Metazoa, Arthropoda, Malacostraca, Decapoda, Portunidae. Gene Ontology annotation, molecular function: ATP binding; pantothenate kinase activity. Gene Ontology annotation, biological process: coenzyme A biosynthetic process. The record is from RefSeq and is a predicted model, not a curated record.